Molecule: messenger RNA, 1557 nt
Organism: Heterotrigona itama
Lineage: Eukaryota; Metazoa; Arthropoda; Insecta; Hymenoptera; Apidae
Source: the annotation of a GenBank genome assembly
AUGACCCGAGUACAGAAUACAGAAGAAGGUAUAAAGCACAUUACGUGGUUGGUGCAUCCACUAUUGAGCGCAAUCGGUGCCUGGCCAACGAACGUUACAUCUUCUGUGACUUCGAAGAUACGAAUAUGGUUGUUGAUUCUCUUUAUUUACUCCAUGCAACUCGUGGUAAUGAUACCGAGUAUUAUGUACAUAAUUUUUAAAGUGAAAAACAACGGAACCCGGAUUAAGUUAAUCAUGCCCCACUUCAACGCCUUUUGCCAAAUACGAAAAUGGUUGCUGAUUCUCUUUAUUUACACCAUACAAUUCGUGGUCAUGAUACCGAGUAUAAUGUACAUAAUUUUAAAAGUGAAAAACAACGGACACCGGAUUAAGUUAAUCAUGCCUCACUUCAACGCCUUUUGCCAAGUGUGCAAAUAUACUAUCGUCUUACGGCGGCAUAACGAGAUUCGUCAGUUACUGGACGACAUAAGAAAUGAUUGGUUGAAUGCUACGGAAGAGGAUCAAUGGAUUUACAAAACCAGAGCCACCAUUGGACAUAGAUUGGUGAUAUCGUUCAUGAUCUUUUUAUACACCGGCGGUACGAGUUUGCGAACAAUCACUCCAUUUUUGAGAGAGAAGAUCGUUCUACCGAAUAACACGACCUUAAGACCUUUACCGUGUCCUGGUUACUUUUUCUUCAACGAGCAACUCAGUCCCAAUUACGAGAUCAUUUUUUUCGUACAAGUCUUCUGCGGAUUCGUCAAUUACACGACAUUAUCUGGAACUCUCGGGCUUUGCACGAUGCUUUGUCUACACAUGUGCAGCAUGCUGAGAAUCUUGGGGAAUAAAAUGAACAAGCUUUCGAAUUUGCCUAAGACGGAUGAAGACACUGUGCAGAAAGAAAUCGUGGAUAUCGUUGAGUAUCACGCGAAAUUCAAAGGAUAUUUCAAUCGCGCCGAACGUGUUACAUCCAUCAUUUACUCAUUGGUGAUCGCUGGCGAAGUCGUAAUGAUGUGUGUAUGUGGAUAUAGCCUAAUCAUGGUUGGAACAAACAAUUACAAAAAUGCUGCUAAAGGUGCAUUAUGUCACAACUUCUAUUUUCGUAAUCUGUUAAUGACCAUAUUUCAGGAAUGGGAAAAUAGCAAUACUGCAGUUUUAAUAACGUACUUUAUAUUGCAAAUGACAACCAUAAUCGGCACAUUCACGAAUUGCUACGUUGGUCAACUUCUUAUCGAUGAGUACUACGAUUUGCAUUGUGAAAUUUUUUUGUACCAGGGCAAUAUUGUUAAAAAGAUAUCUAAUACGUUAGACUGGCAUCAGCUUCCUGUGAAAAAGGCACUCUGUUUGAUCAUGAUUAUUGCUAUAUCGAAUAAUCCAAUGAGAGUCACAGCAGCAAAUUUAAUACAUUUGUCUCUAAUUACGUUUACUGAUGUGAGUAUUAGCAAAACUGUCGUCCACAGAAGUCUUUUAAAAGAACAUUUUCCGAAAGGAACAUAUUUACUUAAUUUUUCCUUAUCGCUCUUCUGCGCCAAAAGUGGAACAACUCGGAAAUGUUUGUUUGGAGAAACGAAAAUUUGA